Molecule: messenger RNA, 3156 nt
Organism: Hemisphaericaspora subhashii
Lineage: Eukaryota; Fungi; Ascomycota; Pichiomycetes; Serinales; Debaryomycetaceae
Exons: 1
Coding region: 1-3156 (1051 amino acids)
Biological process (GO): vesicle-mediated transport; autophagy; endosomal vesicle fusion
Cellular component (GO): fungal-type vacuole membrane; cytoplasm
Source: RefSeq, a predicted model, not a curated record
AUGAAUAUAGAUAUAAUAGAACCACAUAAUCGAAUACGAAUAUCCAAUGGUAGUAGUGGUAGUAGUAGCAGUAGUAGCAGUAGCAGCAAUGAGAAGAUAUCAUCAAUCCAUCAACAGAAUGGGAAACUUUAUGUAGGAUUUAGUAAUGGUGAUUUAUCAAUCUAUGCUUCCAAAACUGAUGACAAAGAAAUUGACGACCAACAACAACAACAGCAACAAGCUCCAUCAUCAUCAUCCAAAGCAAGGUCAAUUCGUUCACUAAAGACAUUCAAUGAUAUUAAGGGAUUGUUUAAGGAUAAUGAGAAAUCAGGUGAUUUCACCCUAGUUAAACGUUUCAAGAAUAUUAGUCAAGAUGGUGCUAGUAUAGAUUUGAUUAAAGUUUUACCGAUGGUUCAACAAGAUAGUCACAAGACUAUCAUAUUAACAAAUACCCCGGAAGCAGUACGAAUAUAUGAAAUUGUCGGUUCUCAUAUAAAUCAAAUUCAUAAAUUUGAAGAUUCAAAGAAUUGUUCUGAUGUAUUGUAUCUAGAGUCUGAUGAACGGAGAUUGUUAUUAUUAGGUAUAAAAAAGAGAUUUGUUGUAUUUCAAAUCAUUAAUAAAUCAAGGAAUCUAUUCACAUUUACAAAAAUCCAUGAAGAAUCAUUAAAGGAUAAAGUACGAACAAUUGAUAACUAUAUUGAAGAAAACAAAGUAAUUAUUGGACUUCAGAAUGAUUACCUUCUAAUUGAUGUCAGACAAGACUUUAAGAUAUCGUCUUUGCCAGUAGACGAAACCAAUGUGAACAUGUUUACUCAUAAUACAUCAUUUAGUUAUUUCGGAUUCACAUCCUCAGGUCCAAUGACAUGGACGGUUCCAAUUGAACAUGAAGAUAAAUUAUUAUUAGUAAGGGAUACUCAAAUUGUUAAAUUGGAGAAACAAUCACAGGGAGAUUCAACAAUUACGUCUUCUCCAAUUAAACUCCUAGUUGUUCCAAUUGCCAUAUUUUCAAUUCAUCCCUUGUAUUUAGUUGUUAUCUAUAAUAAGAAAUUAGAAGUUCUAGAUAUUCAAAAUGGAGAUUUGAUUCAAAAAUUUCAUCAUCAAAUAAAUUCCAACCAAAUACAUACCAGCAUGGAAGGGCCAACUAUCAAUCUUGCUGCCGGUUCUGACAUCCUUCAAUUUAACAUUACAUCAUUUCAACGACAAAUUGAACAAUUCUUGAGUAUAUCAGGAAAGGGUUCAUCUAGUGGUAAUAUAAAGGAUCCCCAUAAUGAUUUAAAAUAUAUUGGACUUGAAAAAUGUAUUUCAUUGGUAUCGAAAUUAGAUACUUCAAAUUCAGUUUUCCAUCAAGACCCAUCCAAAGAUCCAAUUAAGGCAAAACAAAUGAAAUUACGAGAAUUAUAUACUUCCAAAGCACUUAUGUUAUUCGAAUCAUAUUCAAAAUUUCAUGAAUCAUUAGUGGAAAUUUCUUUAGAAUGGUUAGUUUCGUUCCAAGAUAUUCUUGAAUUAUUUCCUGAUUUUUUGAAUGCUCAAAAGAGACUAAUUGCUCAAGUACAAGAUCUGAAAGAUGUUGGAUUCCCCAAUAGCCCCAUCAAACGUAUUACAAUAGAAGAUCUUGAAUUGCAUUUAGGUAUAUCUGAAUCAGAAUAUGAUACGGCCGAUAAUGCAUCACGAAGACUUGCACAACCACCCGCUAGUUCAACUUCCCAAAUCAAGUCUGUGUCUUAUGUGAAGGCCCAGAUGAAUGUUCGAAGAUUUAAGAAAGCGGUGAAUAAUCUAAUAGUUUAUCUCACUGAUCAAAGAAGAAUUUUGUCAACAUUUAGGAAUAAACAUAGUAUUAAAUGGAAGGGAAUUGAUUUAUUCCCCAGGGAUGUAUAUCCUGAAUUAAGCAAUGAUCCAAUACAACAACUUGAUAAAGUUGCCACUAUAAUCGAUACUUCCUUAUUCCUAUGUUAUUUCUAUUGUAAACCAAUGUUGUUAGGUCCGUUGUUGCGAUUACCUUCGAAUAAUUGUGAUUCUAAAACCGUGAAUCAAUGUUUGUUGAGUAAUAUCCAUAAUCAUACUCAACAACGGAAUUUCAAACAACCUAAUUUUAUUAAAGAAUUACUUGAUUUUUAUUUUGGGAGGUCAUUACAUGAAGACGCGUUGGUUAUGUUGUAUAAAUUAGCUCAUGAUGAUGAUAAUAAUGGGGAAUCAUCAAUUGCUCAACAUUCAAAUGAUGAAGAUAAUUUAUUGGAUGAUUAUUUGAGAGGUCCGGCAUUGAGUAUUCAAUAUUUACAAAAAUUGAAAAAUGAUGAUUUGUCAUUGAUUUUUAAAUAUUCAAAUUGGAUAUUGGAUGAAAGUAACCAGAAUGACAAAUUUGGGAAUUGUAAAUUGAUAUUUAUGAAUGAUACUUAUGAAUGCGAAAGUUAUGACAAUUCUCGAAUUUUGAAUUAUUUUGUUAAUACGAGAAAAGAUUCAGGAUUGGCUAUUGGAUAUUUGGAAUGGUUAUUGUUUGAAAGUGAUUUAAUUUCAAAAUUGAUCAAGACGAAACAAGUACUGAAAUUUGAAACUAGAUUAUGUAAUUUAUAUCUUAAACAAUUGAAAGAAUUAGAAGUGGAUGAUUAUGAGUUUUAUCAAAGUGAUAAUUAUAUCAAAUUAUUUGAAUUAUUAAAAUCCGGGAAGGAAUAUGAUCCAUGGGCAGUCUUAAAGAAUAUACCCACCACUGAAGAUAAAUUCUUAAGAUUUACAAUAUUUAUAUAUAAAAGAUUAGGAGAACAUGAAAAAUCCAUAGAUGUAUUAUUUAAUCAAUUGAAUGAUUUAGAUGGAGCCAUGGAUUAUUGCUCGGAGAUAUAUUGUUUACCAAAUGGGAUAAAAGCUGGAGAAGGUUUAUUUCAUAAAUUAUUAGAAGAUCUUUUGAUUCACUAUCAGGAUAAUGUUGAUCUCAUUGCCAGGUUAUUAUCCCUUCAAGGAUCUAAAAUGUCUACAUUAAAGACAUUAGCAUGUUUACCUGAUUCAUUCCCCUUGCAUAAAUUAUCCAAAUUCGCCACUAAUCAAAUCGGUACUAUUCAAGAGAGUUUACAUGACAGUAGGAUUUCGGCUCAAUUAUAUAAAGUGGGAGCAAUUAAUCUUGAAUCUAAAGUUGUUACAUUACAGAAUGAUUCAUAUAAGGUAUCUUGUUCAUUUGUUAAUACACGUUAA